GAUCAUCUGAACUGGACAGGCUUAGGACAGACUCGGGACGGCUUAGAGGUGAAAUUUCUGCUGAUUUGUUGGUUUGGUAAAGGAGCUGCUUUAGCGAGUUAGCGUCCAGUAAGAAUGUUAGCUUGUUCUACCAGUAAACAUGUAUACUCUCGAGUCAUCCUCAGUUAGUAUCCAUGAGUGUUGUGGACGUGUCUCCCGGAGUGUCUGGGGGGUGUAUGGGGUAUCAGGUCAGGUGGAUGCUGGACUCAGCCAGGCGGUGGAGGGUUUGGGGUCCUCGGGAUCUUUGCCUUUUGCAGAUGAUGUGGUCCUUCUGGCUUCGCUCACUGGCAGCCUCCAGCUUCCUCUGGGCUGCUUUUCAGCCGAGGGUGAAGCAGCAGGAAUGAGAAACGGCUGCUCCGAGUCUGAAAAAGCGUGGAGUGCUUGCUCCGGGUUGGCGAGGAGUUUCUGCCUCCAGCGGAGACGAUCAGGUGUCUUCGGGGUCAUGUUGACGAGUUUGAGCAGAUUGAUGGACAGGUUGGUGUGGAGGCUGGAGCGGUGUGGUGCAGAUGGAGCUGAGAGCGAGGGUGGAGGUGUCGACGUACUGGUUCCCGCCCUCAGCGGUGACCACGAGCUCUGGAAGUGCUUGAAAAGGAUGAUGUCAUCCUGCAGAGCUGCCCGGAGGGUCAGGGCUUCUUGGUUUCUCUCUAUUGUAUCAUCUGUGUGUGUGUGUGUGUGUGUUUCAGGAUACCAGCAGGCUAAUGUGGUCGUCCUGCCAAACCAGCUCGCCGACGACUUCCAUGCCUUCUGUCGCAGUAACCCCGCCCCCCUGCCGCUCCUUUAUCGCAGCCAGUCAGGAGAGACUUCCAGUCCGCCUCUGGCUCAGCACGCUGACAUCAGGACGGACAUCUCGCAGUACUGUGUGUAUGAGGAUGGUCGGCUGGUGAAAACCGUCUCCAGCCUGCAGACGUACAGUGACGCACACAGGUCUCCACCCGGGCAGCAGGCGGAGCGUCCCGGGUCGUGGUCAGACAUGGUGUGUUUCUAUCUGGGCUGCAGCUUUGGCUUUGAGGGCCGACUGAAAGAAGCCGGAGUCCCCGUCAGGAACGUGGAGCAGGGCAAGAACGUCAGCAUGUACAGGACUGCAGUUCCCUGUGUUCCUGCAGGAGCGUUCAGCUGCCCUCUGGUGGUCACGAUGCGUCCCGUCCCAGCCGCUCUGUUGGAUGCAGCAGUGAAGGUCACUCAUCUCAACCCACUGGCACAUGGAGCUCCUGUACACAUAGGAGAUCCAGCUCUCCUCGGCAUCCAGGACCUGUCCAGGCCGGAUUAUGGUGAUGCGGUGGAGCUGCAGCCUGGUGAUGUCACAGUCUUUUGGGCGUGUGGCGUGACUGCGAUCGAGGCGAUCCUCAGCAGCAAGCCUCCACUGGCCUUCAGCCACUCGCCCGGCUGCAUGUUCCUCACCGACAUUCCUGACUCACCUACCUCCACCAUAACUCCGCCCACUGAGGCCAAACCCCAUCCUGAGCUGACCCCCCUGUGCUUCCAGGUGUCCCAGAAUCCCUUGCUGUACAGCCUGGUUUCUCAGGGGACGGUGGCGAAGAUCAGACAGCUUGAGGUGAUGAUCGGAGAAGAUCCAGGUGAGCGAGGGAUCAGAGCUUUAUUCGUUCAGGAUGAACUCCUGCGCUCCUGUCUGGCUCUAUCCCAUUCCUCCUCUGUUGCCAUAACAACGGGCUUCCCAACACACUACAUGCACAGCCCUCCCGAUGAAACCGACGGCCCACCAGGAGCAAUUGCCAUGGCAACCAUGCUGCUGUCUCUGGGGAAACAGGUGACCAUGGUGACGGAUCGCCGGGCGCUUGAGAUGAACCGCGCCAUCAUCGAUGAAGCAGUGAGGACAGGAGUCCUGAAGGCUGCUAUCCCAUUGGUCACAUUUGAAGACGGCGGUCCAGAUGCUGCGCGGCACUUCCUGUGUCACCAUGGAGACCCUAACAAGCCCAGAUUCGACCACCUGGUGGCGAUAGAGCGCAGCGGACGCGCCGCAGAUGGGAACUACUACAACAUGAGAGCAGUGAACAUCAAACACCUGGUGGAUCCCGUGGACGACCUGUUCAUCGCUGCCAAGCACAUACCUGGAAUCGGCACCACAGGAAUCGGUGAUGGUGGGAACGAGCUGGGGAUGGGGAAGGUGAAGGAGAAGGUGCAGAGCCUGAUGCCCAAAGGCGGUCUGAUCGCCUGUGAGGUUCCUGCAGACCACGCCGUCACCGCAGGCGUGUCUAACUGGGGAGGCUACGCUGUGGCCUGCGGGCUCUACCUGCUCCACACCUGCCCGGCACACCUGCGCUACCUGAGGAAGGGGCUGGGACUGGAACCUGUGACCUCCACGGAGCAGCUGCAGGACUGGACCACUAACCUGCCGUCUGUGGAAAAGGAGGAGUCCUUCCUCUCCACUCUGGUCCAGUUUGGGAUCCGAAGUGGGAAAACUGGUCACCUGGCCAUGGAGGUGGAUGGCCUGACCUUUCACCCCACCCACUCUGACAUGAUCACCAGACUGCUGGAAGUGACACGAGGAGGGCGCGGCGCAUUUUAAUCUGAACUCUUUAUUAUUCCCUGAUGUGAUCCCAAUCCUGAUGCAGGGAAACACAGAGGAAGGAGGAGAGGAGUGUGAGGGUGCCUUAGCCGCUGCCUGGUAACCGCUCAGCCUGCCUUUAAAUGCUCACAAAGCAGAGUGACCCCCCCACCCCCCGGUGUCCAGCUCUGCACUGUAAUGAACCAAUCACAGCUUAAUUCUUCCGUUGGGGUAAAAAUAGUCUGUGAGAUGCAUGGCUGCUUGUACCGUCUGAGCAGAUGUACAGAUCGCAGCACUCAUCAUCGUUGAUGAGGAUGAUGAGGGAACAUGUUUGGGUCGAGGCUGUGAAAGGCUCCGCACCACAAAUCAGUUUGUUCUGGAAGCGCCUCAGGCCACGUUAACUGUUUGUGCUCCUGCAGAUGGAAGGACGUCCACCUCCAGGUGCAGAGCUGCGGGAAGCAGCUGAAAUGUGUCUCACCUGUCAGUCAAAGAGGCCACGCCCCCAUUAAUGCAAAUUUUAAACCUUAAUAAUGAUAAUAAUAAUAAUUAUGAGUUAAUACGAGUUAAUCUGGUGUUACGAGGGAGAAAAUUAUCUCUAGAGACCAAACAGGCUGCGAGCAGGUUUCAUUUUACCUGGGAGUCUAUGGGACCGACUCACUGCUGCCUCUGCUGGACGCUGGAGGAACUGCAGGGUUAAAUCGUUCUCUCUCUGUUUGUUUAUCAGUAAAUGAGCUGAAGAUGAUUUAUAUGUUUUGUAGAAAUGAGAUGUGAAUAAAAGAAAUCAAUGAUCUGCGUUAAA
Molecule: messenger RNA, 3341 nt
Organism: Oreochromis aureus
Lineage: Eukaryota; Metazoa; Chordata; Actinopteri; Cichliformes; Cichlidae
Gene: dglucy
Product: D-glutamate cyclase
Exons: 13
Coding region: 140-2563 (807 amino acids)
Biological process (GO): glutamate metabolic process
Molecular function (GO): D-glutamate cyclase activity
Source: RefSeq, a predicted model, not a curated record